Protopolystoma xenopodis is the source of this 318-nucleotide messenger RNA. The record is from the annotation of a GenBank genome assembly. Lineage: Eukaryota; Metazoa; Platyhelminthes; Monogenea; Polystomatidea; Polystomatidae.
AUGUCCGUUACGAAUAAACCGGUACAACCUUGGGGGCCUGACAGUCAGGGAGCUGGGCAGACGGAUAAGCGAACCGUCACUGAAGCAUGGCCGGAUGAAUGCGAUGCUAGCAGUGGGCAUAGCCAAGUGGGUGAAUGUAACCAGACUGGAUUAGGCCACUUUUUAGGUUCCUGUCCAGGAACGCCCAAUGUCAGUGUCGGCCUUGGUGAUGUCCAGCAAUCCCAACAACCACAUCUGCACAUGUCACAUCCACAUCAAUUUCCGCCUCAUCAUACACCUGGCUCUGUUGGGGGUCCUCUCUGGAGCGGCUACGCUCAG